Molecule: messenger RNA, 4552 nt
Organism: Selaginella moellendorffii
Lineage: Eukaryota; Viridiplantae; Streptophyta; Lycopodiopsida; Selaginellales; Selaginellaceae
Product: protein GFS12
Exons: 18
Coding region: 3-4484 (1493 amino acids)
Biological process (GO): protein phosphorylation
Molecular function (GO): ATP binding; protein binding; protein kinase activity
Source: RefSeq, a predicted model, not a curated record
UCAUGGCGGAGAAGAGAGCCGCGGCGUCGUUGGAUGAGCUGCGCGCUGCCGUGGAGCGUGAUUUCUCGAAGAAUGUGGUCGUUUCUCAUGGCCUCUUUCGAUCGCCGUAUCCGUUUGGGGCGCAUUUGUUCUGCGAGGUGGAUACAGCGACUUUGGAUCGGAAAAAAUGGGGAGAUUCAAAAAUGGAACUUGUUUUGCGUGUUAUUGCUCUUCCUCCCGGGGAUUCAGCUCCUCUAGCAGCAUUCUCCAAAUUCCUGAAAGUUCUACACAGAGAUGCAACUCUGGAAGACGCGUCCUUCGAAGCUCUCGUAUUGGCACUCGAAAAAACCAGGUUUUUCUCAAGUGGUUUGAAGGAUCUUAGUAGGAGCAAUAGUGCUGUAGAGGAAAGGGAAGGGGAUGGAGAUUAUCAACAGCGAUUACUCCAUCUCUGUCUUGGCAGUAGUCAUCCGUGCAUAGCGCCGCUCACAGGUGCGUUCCUGGGGAACGAGACUUUAUAUCUAGUUUUUCCGCCAGCCCCAUAUACGCUGCGUUCGCUCUUGCAUUUUAGCCCGGGUGCCUUGGGAGAUGACUGGCAGCUGCGGUUCUUUCUAUAUCAGAUCAUCGCUGGUUUGGCUCAUUGCCACAAGCUGGAAGUUUUUCACGGAAACAUAAAUCCAUCCAGCGUGCUCAUCACGAGCAGUAUGUGGUGCUGGCUUACAGGAUUCGCUACGACCUCUAUACGUCGUGAAGUAUUUAAUCCAACAACGGAGACUUCUCUAGUUGAAGACGAGCUCGAGUGGAGAAGCCAGUUUAAGAAGUGGUUCCGGGGAGAGCUUAGCAACUUCGACUAUCUUCUACUUCUCAACAGGCUGGCUGGAAGAAGAUGGGGGGACAGGUGCUUUCAUACGGUCAUGCCGUGGGUGAUAGACUUCACAGCAAAACCCGACCAAGAGAAUGACACUGGCUGGCGUGACUUGACGAAGAGCAAAUGGCGCUUAGCCAAAGGGGACGAGCAGCUCGACUUUACGUACGCCACUGCCGAGAUUCCACACCACGUCUCGGACGAGUGCCUUUCGGAGCUCGCGGUCUGCAUCUACAAAGCUAGAAGGCUUCCGCUGCUGGUACUUCGUCGAGUUGUGCGCUCAGUGUACGAGCCGAACGAGUACCCAGUGAACAUGCAAAGGCUGUACCACUGGACGCCGGACGAGUGCAUUCCAGAAUUUUACAGUGAUCCAGAAGUUUUCCGGUCGAUACACCAUGGUAUGGGUGAUCUUGCUGUUCCAAGCUGGGCUGAAGAUCCCGAGGACUUUAUCCGUUUACACCGUUCUGCUUUAGAGAGUGACCGUGUUUCGAGGCAGCUCCACGAGUGGAUUGAUCUCACUUUUGGUUAUAAGUUGUCGGGUGAAGCUGCUGUUCUGGCGAAGAAUGUUACGCUUUCAACUACAGCACCGAGCAUGCCGAGAUCAUCAGGACGACGGCAGCUGUUUUCGAAGCCGCAUCCUAUGCGGAUGACUUCCAGCUCCAAGAAAAACCUCUUGGAACAGCUGGAGGAGUCAGCGUCCUUUUGCAGUUCUGGAAGGAGUUUGUCUCCAUGGUAUGGUGUACCAGUGCCCGAUCCGGAAGGACACAAUUCUACAAACUCGGAUCAUCCUCCAGUUGCAUCAAACGCCUGCGAGGCGAUAUUGCGAAACGUCGCAGAGUCCGACGAGAAAGUCUGGAGUGAGCUUUUCCAGAAGCUCCAUUUCGAGCAGGACGAUGACGUCGACGACGAGAACGUAUCUUAUCAGAGACUAGUUGCAUGGCAACGUGAAGUUUCGGUGUUAAAGCCGAUCCGGGAGAGCGAGGCUGCUGACAUAUUCGGCAUCGGAUGCUUGGUUGCAGAGAUUUUUCUUCAAAAACCGCUCUUUGAUUCAACCAGUGCUGCAGUUUGGCUGGAAAGGAAAUCACUUCCAGGAACUCUAAAUCAGCUUCCACCUCACGUCCGUAUUGUCGUGGAAACAACUCUCGCCGCGGACAUCAAGAGACGGCCAAGCGCUGAGAAGUUGCUAGAGUCACCGUUUUUCCCUCCGGUAGUUCGGUCAGCUUACACAUUCCUUUCUUCGUUUCAUUUUCUAGCCAGCAACCACGACCGCCUGUUCUAUGCAGCGAAAAUGGCUCAACAGUCUGCGUUUGCUCUCAUGGGACCAGUUGCUUCCGAGCUUUGUGCACCGGCUUGUUUGUCUGUCAUCGCCCAUCCUUACAAUGAUCUCGAUCCUAUGGCAGUAAUUAUCCUGUUGAAAUCUUUGCUUCAAGUUCUCAAGCAACAGGCUUCAAGGCGUCUACUUUUGCCAGUCGUGCAAAGCAUUUUGCAAGAAAACGAUGCUGAUGCUCAGUUGAAAGCUGGAUUACUUGGAUCUUCAUUCAUCAGAAACUUGAGACGGCUCCUUGGCACACACGUGUAUUUGCAGCACUUCCACUCGCUUAUAGUGCUCAGUGUUCUACGUUCGCCCGAAAGCCAGCAAGCGAGUGCAGCAUCACUUGUUUUGGUGGACACUUGCCAAGAGUUGGGAUUGCCAGUCACACUGAACCAGACAAUUCUGCCACUCUUGCAGUCAUUGGGACGUGACAUCACUGUGCAUGGCGUAGAUUCUCUUGUAGAAAUCGGCGAGAAAUUUGGACCUGAGGCAAUUAUCAAGCAUUGGCUUCCACCUUUGAAGUACGUUCUCAUGCUCAGUAUUGAGCCAUUAACACAUAAGACUGCUCCAACACAAAGCUGGCGUUUAUUGGCAGCGGCUGAUGCCUUGACCGUGUUAAGUCGUCUCGUAUUGCUAUUGAAUCCAGUUUCCGUAUCGAGAGAGUUAUUGCAGGAACCUAACAAUUUCCUCUACAAAAUUUUCCAGCAAAAGAAUUUGCCACAUCGCUUUCGUCAGUCCGCAGCAAAAAGUAUUUUAGCCGCUUGUAGACGAAGUGGACCAGAGCUUACUUUUCUACACGUCAUGCCGCAAUUCAAAGAGUUCUUUCAUGCCCUUGCGUACAGCAACAUUUCCGAGGAACUGGACCUUGCAUAUUUGUUGUAUUCUGAAUUGGCAUCACUCUUGGGAAUUGAGAGAGUUCGUCAGUCUUUCCCGACAUGGCUUGUUCUGGAACAAAGCCUUGCAAAGAAAUAUGAUUGGAAGUGGACAGACACUAGCAGACAUUUCACUCAUUCUACAGAAGCUUUGCCCGUAGAAGAGUCUUCAAACACUGGAAGCUUUAGUCCUGCCAACCUCCUACUCAAUGGUGUAGGAUGGUCUAUUCCGCAAUCCCAGGCUGCAAAGUGGACGGGCUCUUUUACUUCUCGCAACCAAGAUCAAGAAUUAGUCGUGAAACCAAACGAGGAGCCAUGGUUCUGGGUGCCGACUCAUGACGAAACUCGUGGUGGUGCCGAGUCAAACAACAAGAGUAGAAUUGGAGUGGCGCAUGCCGGUACGAAAGACGAGCAGUCAUGGAAGCUAAAUGGGAUCGUCGCACAUUCCUGGCGUGCUCAUAGUGGCACUGUAAAAGUCUCACGACUUGGAGGCGACGAGACUGUGAUUUUUUCGGCUGGUGGUUUACGUGGAAGAUCUGUCGUUCGAAAGUGGGACCUCUCAUCUGCAGAAUGUAUCACGGAGUAUUCUGGUCACGAAGAGGCCGUGAACGAUAUAUGUGUCUUUCAAGGAUUCGAAAGAGUUGGCUCGUGUGAUGGUAUGCUUCACAUCUGGAAUUCCGAAACAGGAAAACGUUUGGCCCUGCUGGAUGAAACUUCAAUCUCCGGUUCUUUGAGACAGAGUGAAGUUGCUGAUAUGAGCUUGACGAAUGGGACACUAUCCGCUGGAAAUGCUUACACCUUCAUGCAUUUCAUGGAGGCAGAGACGAAGCUUGCGAUUGGAACGACUAAUGGCCAUCUCAGGUUUGUAGAUCCUGUUACAAGUCGCCAGCUGUUUUCCUGGCGCUGUGAAACUUCAUCAGAAACCUCAGUUUCUUCGUUCGUCUCGUCGGUGACAUCUUCGUCUCGAGAAGCCCCUGAAGAGAAAUCGAAGUCUUUCUCUUCUUGGAUAGGCGUCGGUUUCAAUUCUGGACAUUGCAGUAUUCUUGAUGCCAGAAGUGGAAGUGUGAUUGGAAGCUGGCGAGCUCAUGGAGCUGAAAUCACAAACCUUGCGCCCCUGGAGGAGUAUUAUCUCGUUUCUAGCUCCUUGGACAAAACACUAUCAGUAUGGGAUCUCCGGAAAAGCUGGCCCCUUCAGCUACAGACGUUUCAAGGCCACAGAGACGCAGUGGCGAGCUUCGCUUUGUGGGGAGGCAACAUACUCUCAGCUGCUGGAAACAAGAUUGGAGUUUCCUCGUUUUCGAAACUGGGUCAUUCCAGUCAAAAAGUAACGCCUAGAAAAGUCUAUCUUCCGAAUCGCAGUGGCAGAAAUCUGUCAACGAUUCACACCAUCAGCGUGCUGCCAUUUUCACGCCAGUUUAUCAUCGGCACCGAGGAUGGUCACUUGAAGAUCUGUGUUUAAAGAGAACGCUAUCUUCGACUUUGGUGGUUUAUGGAUUAUCUGUCUGGAGGAGGAUUGGCGACGGCGAG